Conger conger (European conger) is the source of this 1993-nucleotide messenger RNA. Its product is annotated as multidrug and toxin extrusion protein 1-like. Gene Ontology annotation, cellular component: membrane. The transcript is spliced from 18 exons. Gene Ontology annotation, biological process: xenobiotic detoxification by transmembrane export across the plasma membrane. The record is from RefSeq and is a predicted model, not a curated record. Bases 119 to 1945 code for a protein of 608 amino acids. Lineage: Eukaryota; Metazoa; Chordata; Actinopteri; Anguilliformes; Congridae. Gene Ontology annotation, molecular function: antiporter activity; xenobiotic transmembrane transporter activity.
UGGCUACUUAAUAAAUACGAGAAAAUGGAAGGGGACGCGUAUCGAAAACAGUUCUGUUCUAUUUCGCAUUUCUUCCCGUAGCAGUUUUAUAAGAAUUCAUAGGAAACUACGUUACAGAAUGGAGGUGAUCCAUCCGGGAACUGGCGAGAUUAUUGGAAACCAUUCUGACCCAAACACCCUCACAGACUCAGAUUCAAGUGAACAGACUGGAUGUUUCAGAUGUCUGUGGCGUGGGAUCCCUCUUAACUGCAAAAAACAAUUUUCUCAGUUCUCAAAAUUAGCUGGACUUGUGUGCUUUGCUCAGCUUCUGGUAUUUUUAAUACCUUUUGUCAGCACUGUAUUCUGUGGACAUCUGGGGAAGACAGAGCUGGAUGGGGUUACUUUAGCCACAUCUAUUGUGUCUAUUGCUGGUCUUUCAAUUGGACAAGGAUUGGCAGGAACAUGUAACACAUUCAUAUCUCAGACCUUUGGGAGCAGUAACUUAAAGAGAGUGGGGGUCAUUCUGCAGAGGGCUGUCCUCAUUUUACUUCUGGCUUGUUGCCCAUGCUGGGCUCUUCUUAUCAACACAGAGUCUAUCCUCCUGGCCUUCAAGCAAAGCCCAGAGGUGGCCAGGCUGUCCCAGAUGUAUGUGGAGAUCUUUAUGCCUGCAUUACCUGCCGCCUUUCUGUUCGAGCUACAAGUAAGGUAUCUUCAAAGUCAGGGUAUACUGUGGCCCCAGAUAUUCACAGGAAUUGUGGGAAAUGUCCUGAAUGCACUGAUCAACUACAUCUUUCUGUUCGUUCUGGACCUUGGUGUAGUUGGUUCAGCUGCAGCCAACAUGAUAUCCCAGUACUGCCUGGCUUUGUUCCUGUUUGCUUACAUUCUCUGUAAGGGUUUGCAUAAGCCCACCUGGGGAGGCUGGUCAGUGGAAUGUCUGCAGGAAUGGGGACCCUUUGUCCGCUUAGCCAUACCCAGCAUGAUAAUGGCAUGUGCGGAUUUAUGGAUGAUUGAGAUUGGGGGAUUCCUUGCAGGUCUGAUCAGUGAGGUUGAGCUGGGAUCACAGUCAGUCAUCCGUAUGGUGUCUGGUAUUCCAUACAAGAUUUCUGGAGGCAUCAAUGUAGCUGCCACUGUGACUGUGGGGAUUGCUCUGGGAGCUGGAAAUGUACAGCAGGCUCAGCUGUCCUGCAAGAUCUCCAUGAUAUGUGCAGUUGUGAUCUCCCUAUGCGUAGCAGUGAUCGUUGGGUCAUCAUCAGAUGUAAUAGCCAUUGUCUUCACAAAUGAUGAGCAGAUCAGGAGAAGGACUGGUGAGGUUAUCGUUAUGUACGCACCAUUUCAAAUAAUUGAUGCAAUAUUGUCUAUGUUUCAAGGCAUUUUCAGGGGUGCGGCAAAACAGAAGAUCGCAGCAGUUUCUGCGCUGGUUGUUUGCUACUUUCUGUGCCUUCCCAUCGGUGUGUCCUUAACGUUUGCAACGAAACUCGGAAUCACCGGUUGGUGGAUUGGUCUCUUAACUGGUUAUUUCCUGUUGGAUUCUUUCUGUCUUGCUGUUUUUCUCAAUAUUGACUGGAAGAAAGCUGAAAGUGAGGCACAAGUCAGGGCUGGGGUACAGCCAGAAGAGAAGAGAGAUCGGGGGCAGCCCAUGGAGAUGCAGGGUGGCUCUCAUGAAAUUACUCCGGACAACCAUGAAGGGGGGCACAGUCCCUGGCAGUUUAACUCUGACCUGGAGGUGCUGCAUGAGAGAGACAGCGGGACCCUCACUACAGUGGGGGAGGUGCUGACUUUCAGGCAGCUGUGUCUGCGGCGGGGGCUAGCGCUAUGCUCCAUGCUGGUCCUCCUAGCUGCAGGAAUCCUCACCAACAUGCUGCUCCCUGCCGUCUUCACAUCAGGGCUAAAUGAGACCUCCACCGUACCACCCACAGUGGACAACCUGUGGACUCGCAAUACUAUGGACCAGACGGGCCAAGUAUGAUGCCCAGUGGAAUUUCAGGUGUUCUUCCAGGUGUUCCACAUUCAAGCU